Molecule: messenger RNA, 2558 nt
Organism: Carica papaya (papaya)
Lineage: Eukaryota; Viridiplantae; Streptophyta; Magnoliopsida; Brassicales; Caricaceae
Product: cysteine-rich receptor-like protein kinase 10
Biological process (GO): protein phosphorylation
Cellular component (GO): plasma membrane
Molecular function (GO): ATP binding; protein serine/threonine kinase activity
Source: RefSeq, a predicted model, not a curated record
UCCUUGCGUUUUGAACCAGUCUUGUCCUAUGGGAUAUACACAACGUUGUUUUCCUUUUUUUUUCCAGGGAAGGACUUACCUGAGACCAAAUACAAAUCAUGAUACUACAACAGUUACCUGUUCUGCUGCUUAUUUUGACCAUUAUGUGUUAUCAUUUAUUCCUAAACUAUAUUGCAGCAGCUCUCCUGAAAAAAGAAAAAGUUGUUUCCAUCUGAGAUUCAAAAAUUACUCGGGACAAGAACAAAUCCAACAGGAUGCUGCCACUCUUCUUGCUGCUUGCCACUCUGAUUCUGUUUUCCCCAGAAAUGGUGAAUUUUACGUCGGGCCAGCUUGACAAUAUCAUGUUUUCUUGCCCUUCUGAAUCUAAUAACACCGCGUCUGCAGAAUUUAGUCGCAACCUUGACAGGCUGCUUAGCAGAAAGCUUUAUGACGAGGGAGGCAAUGCCAUCUUUUACAGUACAACUCAAGGAAAAGACCCGGAUAAAGUUUAUGGCCUUUAUCUUUGCAGAGGUGAUGCUACUUCACAGGCAUGCCAGAAAUGCAUUGAGUUAGCAAGUUUUGAUAUUCUGCACAAUUGUAGCGGCACCAAGAAGGCUACUCUGUGGUACAGUGAUUGUCUAGUGCGCUAUUCUAAUGCAUAUUUCUUCUCUGAUUUGGAAACAGUACCAUCCAUUUAUUUGGCUAAUGUCAACAACUUUACUGGGCCAGAUACGUUUGAUCAAUUUUUGAGCCAAAUAUUACGUGGUCUCAUUGUGAAAGCAAGUUCUGAUGGCUUCAAAUUUGCAGUCAAUGAAACAUCCAUUUCCAAUUCUGGUUACAAUCUGUAUAGCUAUGUGCAGUGCAUACCAGAUUUGUCCGCAACAGACUGCCAGAACUGCACAAAUCAGGCUGCUUCUCUGAUUUUCACCGUUGCAGCAGGAAAGAUGGGUGCGAGAAUUCUUAUACCAAGUUGUAGUGUAAGGUUUGAGGUGUUGCCUUCAACAUUGGCCCCUGGACCAUCCAUUCCUGGUGGAGUGGGAAGAAAGAAAUCUGCAAUUACCGCAAUCAGUAUCUCCAUACCUGCAGCAAUUGUUUUAAUAUCAAUCUCUGGUUACAUUCUGUUGCUUAAGAGGAGACACAACAAAGCCAAAGAUGAAAAAGAAACAAUUAGGCAAGAGGUUCGACUACUUGUCCAAGAAGGUGGAAUAGGAGAGGACUGCUCAGGUGAAUUUUUGCUCGGACAGAAACAGAUGAAAUCUCAAGAACUGCCUUUGGUUCCAUUAAGUCUGGUACUAGAGGCAACACAGCAUUUCUGUAAAGAAAAUAAGCUUGGUGAAGGUGGUUUUGGCCCAGUGUACAAGGGUACAUUAGUGGAUGGUAAGAAAAUUGCAGUUAAGAGGCUAUCGAAAGCAUCUGGGCAAGGAGAGAAUGAGUUCAAGACUGAAAUUAUUUUGGUUGCCAAAUUACAACACAAAAACCUUGUGAGGCUAUUGGGAUGCUGCUUGGAGAGAGGAGAAUCACUGCUUAUAUAUGAGUACAUGCCAAACAAAAGUCUUGACUUCCACCUUUUUGAUUCGAGCAAGGCAACUGAACUAAACUGGAAAAGACGUCUAGCCAUCAUCGUGGGAAUUCCACGAGGUCUUCUGUAUCUCCAUGAAGAUUCAAGGCUUAGAAUCAUCCAUAGAGACCUCAAAGCUAGCAAUGUUUUGUUGGAUGAUGAUAUGAAUCCAAAGAUAUCAGACUUUGGAACAGCAAGGAUUUUUGGAGGGAAUCAAAAUGAAGCGAAUACAAAGAGAGUUGUUGGAACAUAUGGAUACAUGGCACCAGAGUAUGCAAUGGAGGGAAUCUUUUCAGUAAAAUCAGAUGUUUUUAGUUUUGGAGUCCUCCUCUUAGAGAUAAUAAGUGGGAGAAAGAACAAUGGUUUCCAUCUCUCAGAACAUGGAGAAAGCUUGAUCUCAUAUACAUGGAAAUCAUGGUCUAAAGGUCAAGGAUUGGAGGUGAUGGACCCAAUACUUGCACCAUCAUGUGUAGGAAGUGAUGUGCUUAAAUGCAUUCACAUUGGACUAUUAUGUGUGCAAGAAGAUCCAGCAGACAGACCCACAAUGUCAUCUGUAGCUGUUAUGUUGGCAAGUGAAUCUAUGGAACUUCCUAUACCAAUGCAACCUGCAUUUUCUGUUGGACGAGUAUUGGUUCAACCCACUUCGAAGGCUGAUCUCUUUUCUAUUAAUGAUGCAACUCUUUCAAAUGUGUCACCUCGGUGAUUAUUACUCAAACAAGUUGUAAAGAUAAUCUUGAGUCAUCAAUCUGUUCUCUAAGUUGACCAACAGGGAGAAAAAAGAAGAAAAUUUACUCAUUUCCGACUCUGGGAGAGAAGAGUUAAACAGGGGAAACAGAAUUCUUUAAUAAGACUUGAGCUGCAACUUUCUUAAAAUUCCUAGACAAUGUACAGUCUUUAUUGCCAUAUUUUUAGUUUGUUCCCCCAAACUGCCAAUGUACUGUAAUAAACAAUUGCUACACGAUCUGUAAGUGCAGAACCAAAAUGUUCUUGAGAAGAAUUUGACUGAAAUACCUUUUGAUAU